CGCCUUUGCUAUCCUGGUUUUUCAUUGGCUAUCUAUCCACCAUCAAAACGUACCCCAACCAGAGCAGCCCGGCGGACAUGAGGCGGCCCAAGCCCCUCGCCCCAGUGCUGAUCUACCUGGCAGACCAACAGCACGGGACGUCCUUGUUCAACUGCACGUGCGCGCUUCGUCUGAUGCGGAGGACAAGACCGGUAGCUCAUCUCGACGGAGACGGUGGAGGAUGAAGUCGCUCCGCGAGAUCCUGCCCGCACCAGCGAGCCAAACCACGGCAAAUUCCCCCGUCGACGAGUCGGAGCCGACCCCGACCCCGCAGGCGCGGUCAUCAUCCGUGGGGAGGAGACGGCCCCAGACCCGAGUGGCGUGCACGCCAUGCCGACGAAAGAAGUCGAAAUGCGACGGCCGACGUCCUGUGUGUUCGGCCUGCACCAACGCGGGCUCGCCGCAAGAUUGCGAGUACGAUGCAGAUCCAGACAUCUCUCGCGUAGCGGCUCUGCGGAAGAAGUCCGAGGACCUUCAACGCCGUGUCGCUCUUCUCGAGGAGCUCUUCCACUUACUGGCCCUGCGCCCCGAGCAAGACUCGAUCGAAAUCCUACGUCGUAUGCGGACCACCAACUAUCAGACGGAUCUCGAGCAUCUCGUCAAGUUCAUCCGGGAGGGAGACUUGCUAGUACAAGCCGCGACGGCCGGGUCGAGUAGUCUUGCAAAGAAGCCGUUGUUCACCCCUCCCACGGAACUGGUGGGAACUGCGAUGUACGACGAGAUUGCCUCGCUCUUCGAAACACUGCAAGCCCCCCCCCCCUUUUCACCUUCUCCCCGGCGAUAGGCGGCUGCCCCGCCGACCAGAGGUGGUUGUGACCGGCCAAUUUCGACCACGUACUGACAU
Sodiomyces alkalinus F11 is the source of this 883-nucleotide messenger RNA. RefSeq lists its product as hypothetical. Gene Ontology annotation, biological process: regulation of DNA-templated transcription. NCBI's taxonomy places the organism in Eukaryota, Fungi, Ascomycota, Sordariomycetes, Glomerellales, Plectosphaerellaceae. Gene Ontology annotation, molecular function: DNA-binding transcription factor activity, RNA polymerase II-specific; zinc ion binding. The record is from RefSeq and is a predicted model, not a curated record. Bases 221 to 823 code for a protein of 200 amino acids. The transcript has a single exon.